Molecule: messenger RNA, 1701 nt
Organism: Lepus europaeus (European hare)
Lineage: Eukaryota; Metazoa; Chordata; Mammalia; Lagomorpha; Leporidae
Product: general transcription factor 3C polypeptide 1-like
Exons: 7
Coding region: 56-1051 (331 amino acids)
Biological process (GO): 5S class rRNA transcription by RNA polymerase III; transcription initiation at RNA polymerase III promoter
Cellular component (GO): transcription factor TFIIIC complex
Molecular function (GO): DNA binding
Source: RefSeq, a predicted model, not a curated record
GGCCGCCUGGCGCCGCGGUGCGCAGGCGCCGCGGGGGCUGCUAAGUGAAGCGGCAAUGGACGCCUUGGAGUCGUUGUUGGACGAGGUGGCCCUGGAGGGGCUCGAUGGCCUAUGUCUGCCCGCGCUGUGGAGCCGCCUGGAAACGCGCGUGCCGCCUUUCCCUUUGCCGUUGGAGCCCUACACGCAGGAGUUUCUGUGGCGGGCCCUUGCCACGCACCCAGGAAUCAGCUUCUAUGAGGAGCCUCGGGAGCGACCAGACCUCCAGCUCCAGGAUCGGUACGAGGAGAUUGACUUGGAAACUGGCAUUUUGGAGUCCAGGAGGGACCCGGUCCCUCUGGAGGAUGUCUACCCCAUUCACAUGAUCUUAGAGAACAAGGAUGGCAUCCAGGGCUCGUGUCGGUACUUUAAGGAGAGGAAGAACAUCACCAGCGACAUCAGGACCAAGUCUCUGCAGCCGCGUUGUACGAUGGUGGAAGCCUUUGACAGGUGGGGGAAGAAGCUGAUCAUCGUUGCCUCCCAGGCCAUGCGUUACCGGGCCCUGAUAGGCCAGGAGGGGGAUCCUGACCUGAAGCUCCCCGACUUCUCCUACUGCAUCCUGGAGCGACUGGGCCGGUCCAGGUGGCAGGGGGAGCUGCAGCGAGACCUGCACAGCAGUGCCUUCAAGGUCGAUGCUGGGAAGCUUCACUAUCACAGGAAAAUCCUGAACAAAAACGGGCUCAUCACAAUGCAGUCCCACGUGAUCCGGCUGCCCACUGGAGCCCAGCAGCACUCGAUCCUCCUCCUCCUCAACCGCUUUCACGUGGACAGGAGGAGCAAAUACGACAUCCUCAUGGAGAAGCUGUCGGUGAUGCUGAGCGCACGGAGUAACCGCAUCGAGACACUGGGCAGGCUGAGGGAGGAACUGGGGCUGUGUGAAAGGACGUUUAAGCGCCUGUACCAAUACAUGCUGAAUGCCGGACUCGCCAAGGUCGUGUCUCUUCCCUUGCAAGAGAUUCACCCUGAAUGUGGGCCCUGUAAGACCAAGAAAGGACAGCAGCCAACGUGCCUAUAGAGGUUUCACAGUGGUUCCCAUGCAGAAGACGCCAUGGAGGCUCCCGGACACCCCACAAUGCACGGGAUGCCCUCACAUCCAAGAACGGUCUGAUCCCAAAUGUGAGCACCCCACCGUGGGACACAGAGGAAACAGUGUCCUGCCUAGUACUCAGGACCAAAGUGACAACAAACAGGGCAUGGUGGGUGGGUCCAGCAACAUGUGAGACUCGGCAGGCCUGGGGUCAUCAUCAACAACAGCAACAGCAAUAAUAACAGGGUCUGGCAGCUGAUCGAGAGAGAGGAGUCUGGGUUUUUAUAUUAUUGUGGUUGUGACUGUGCCUGCUCCUGUUCUUGUGCACCAAUAGUCAAAAAUGGUUUCCACAAACCAAGAGUGUGUCCUUGGGGUCUAUCAAUAGGACCAUUACCUGUAGCACAAGGGAGGGGACACUCUCCUCUCUGCUCUUGGUGUUUAGAUUCAGUCCCGGCUGCCCUCCACUGAGAGUAGUGCUAGUGAAUGGGACUUGGACUUCUGGAGGGGACCGGGGGUGGGGGUGACUUAGCUACAGGGAAACUGAGGCUGUGUCUUACUCCUCCACUAGCAGCCUGUGGUUCUCAUGUUCAAGAAGAUGCAGAGACAGGUCCUGCGCUCGUUGACUGCACGCCUUCCAG